This is a messenger RNA of Chiloscyllium plagiosum (whitespotted bambooshark), 288 nucleotides long. Its product is annotated as histone H2A-like. Gene Ontology annotation, cellular component: nucleosome. NCBI's taxonomy places the organism in Eukaryota, Metazoa, Chordata, Chondrichthyes, Orectolobiformes, Hemiscylliidae. The record is from RefSeq and is a predicted model, not a curated record. Gene Ontology annotation, molecular function: structural constituent of chromatin; protein heterodimerization activity; DNA binding.
GCGAAGUCUCGGUCGUCCCGGGCUGGCCUGCAGUUCCCGGUGGGCCGUGUUCACAGGCUCCUGAGAAAGGGUAACUAUGCUGAGCGUGUGGGUGCCAGAACGCCGGUCUAUCUGGCUGCGGUGCUGGAGCAUCUGACGGCUGAAAACCUGCAACUGGCCGUGCGCAACGACGAGGAGCUCAACAAGCUGCUGGGAGGGGUGACCAUCGCUCAGGGCGGGGUGCUGCCUAAUAUCCAGGCCGUACUGCUGCCCAAGAAAUCCGCUGCUGCUGGAUCUACUAAAAAGUGA